AUGAGGACUUGGAUCCUUCUUGCCUGUCUCUUGGGUGCAGCAUUUGCUAUUCCUCUGCCACCUCAUCCUGGACAUCCUGGUUAUAUCAACUUCAGCUAUGAGGUGCUUACCCCUUUGAAAUGGUAUCAAAGCAUGAUGCGACAGCAGUAUCCCUCCUAUGGUUAUGAACCCAUGGGUGGAUGGCUGCAUCACCAAAUCAUCCCAGUGCUAUCUCAGCAGCAUAGCCCAAGUCAUUCCUUACCGCCUCAACACCAUAUCCCCAUCAUGGCCGCCCAGCAGCCAGCGCCACCCCAGCAACCAGUGAUGCCAGUACCAGGACAGCACCCCAUGGCACCAACACAACACCAUCAACCCAACCUCCCACAGCCAGGCCAACAACCAUACCAGCCCCAGCCAGCCCAGCAACCACAGCCUCACCAGCCCAUCCAGCCCAUCCAGCCCAUCCAGCCCAUCCAGCCCAUCCAGCCCAUGCAGCCCAUGCAGCCCAUGCAGCCCAUGCAGCCCAUGCAGCCCCAGACCCCAGUCCAUGCAGUGCUACCCUUGCCACCACAGCCACCUCUGCCUCCAAUGUUCCCCAUGCAGCCAAUGUCCCCCAUGCUGCCAGAUAUGGAAGCUUGGCCAGCCACUGACAAGACCAAGAGGGAGGAAGUGGACUAAUUGGGGAACAAGAAACCAGAAAAGAGAAGAAUUUAGACAUUUGCAGUUGCUAUCCAGAACAACUACAAGAAUACAAUAAUUUGUGCUUACAAUAAUUCUUCUCCUUAGUAAAUUCUGUAACUAAAAAUGAAUAACAUUAGCAGACAAUAAAAUGCUUUAAACAUU
Messenger RNA from Monodelphis domestica (gray short-tailed opossum), 822 nucleotides. It is a transcript of the gene AMELX, whose product is annotated as amelogenin X-linked. Gene Ontology annotation, molecular function: structural constituent of tooth enamel. The record is from RefSeq and is a predicted model, not a curated record. Gene Ontology annotation, biological process: enamel mineralization; multicellular organism development. NCBI's taxonomy places the organism in Eukaryota, Metazoa, Chordata, Mammalia, Didelphimorphia, Didelphidae.